Funneliformis caledonium is the source of this 1029-nucleotide messenger RNA. Lineage: Eukaryota; Fungi; Glomeromycota; Glomeromycetes; Glomerales; Glomeraceae. The record is from the annotation of a GenBank genome assembly.
AUGUCAUUACCAUCAAGCGCACCGCAACCAAGAUUGACAUGUUCAUUUGGUAACAUUGCAUCACAUUAUAAGCGACACACACUUGGCUGUCCAAUGACCAAUAUAUGGAAACGCCUUGUUAUUGGUGUUGCUACAAUUGAGAUGACGAAUAGUUCCAGUGCCGAAGAUACUGUUGCACCUUCAAUUGUGAAUUCUUUUGUUGAUUCAAAAAAUCCUGUAAUUCAAUCAUCCUCAUCAAAUUAUCGACAUUCUACUUCAAAGAGACAUACAAAAGCAUCAUCAACAACAUAUGGUGGUGGUAUUGGCAAUAAUGAUCAUCAUGAAAUCACUAUAAGUUCUGAAGAGCGCUCAUCAUCAGAUUAUACACAACCUGAAAUUAUAAAAAGGGUUGGUGAGGAAGAUUUAGCAAAGUCUUCUCUGAACAUUUAUAAAAAAUAUGGUCAUAUGAAUAUAUUACCAGAGGAAAGUCGUACGACGAUGCAGGAUUUAAUUGAACGGCAAGGGAGAUUUAAUCCUGUUGUGUUUUCAUCAGCAAAAUCUUAUGUUUAUCAUAUCAUGAAUGUAAUAUAUUUUCCAAAAUUUAUACAAUCCGCUAUUGACAUGAAUAUAUCUCAUUUAAAUGCUAUAGCCGCUCUACCUUUGGGCAUAGUAGCAUUAACAAUUGGUUUGGCUCUAGAAUUAUUUCUUAUUUUUAUGGGCGAAGAAAACAGAUUAAAAAGAUUUUGGGGGUUUCCUCCUAUAUGGUUAGGUUGGAUUUUAUUACAAACUGCUGCUACUCGUUUCUUUCCACCCUUAAUCUUAUUUGGUGCAAGUGAAUAUAAAUUAUUUCGAUUUCAUAAAAUCAAAGAAAUUUCAGUUCUAUAUGCUCAUAGGAAACGUGCUUUUACUUUUCUAAUGUGGGAUACUUUAGCCACUGUAAUAACGAUCGUCCAAGCACUUAUUUAUUCAUCCGAACCUGAACGGUUUGUAAUUUGGUUUCAUGGCUUUAAAGCUUUGGCUUUGAAAAAUUGGGAACGUGCCAAAAAAUGA